Molecule: messenger RNA, 3565 nt
Organism: Tympanuchus pallidicinctus (lesser prairie-chicken)
Lineage: Eukaryota; Metazoa; Chordata; Aves; Galliformes; Phasianidae
Product: vitamin D3 hydroxylase-associated protein
Exons: 15
Coding region: 1640-3406 (588 amino acids)
Biological process (GO): fatty acid catabolic process
Molecular function (GO): fatty acid amide hydrolase activity; amidase activity
Source: RefSeq, a predicted model, not a curated record
UUAAAGGCAUUGUUAUUGUUUAAACCAGAGUCAUAGAAAUGAUAGGUUUUCGUCAGGAGCUGGGCAGAGGGUUUAGCCCAGCCUGUCAAAUAGCAGCCCCAGAGUUCUAAUUCUUUAUCAGCAGGCUUUAAAAAAGGAGUGGAAGAGGAAGGGAGGGGAACUUCAGGCAUCCCAGGACUGAAUGCUAUGUAACAACAGCUCCAGAGAAGCUUGGACUGAGUUUUUCACCAUUUGUAGGCAAUCGCUGCCUACAUGGAAAAUGUUGGUCUGGGAUUUUCUGUUUGCACUUUAAAGUUCAAGUUGGGAGGAGAUGGUCCCAGGAGGAGGAAUGCCCACGUGUUGGCCUGAGCUGGCAGGGUGUAGCUCACUGCCCAGGCAGCCUCGUUAGUUUAACCAGUUUCGUUAACCAGUCUCUCAUUAGCAAGGAGGUGGGUGGGACAUAGGAGUCCUAUGGGUGGAGAUGCCAGUGGACCUAAACCAAUAAGGAUUCUUCCGGAAGCCCUGAGCAAAAGCCUCCAACAAACCGUGCCCACUGCCAAGGGGCAGUGCUGGGCUUACUGUGUGGUUUUGGGGACCUCAGUCCAGAGCAGGCAGUUGGCCCUGAAACUUAAAGCUGGGAUGUGUGAAUGAGGAUCACCUCCCCACAGUCAGUGAGGAGAGGUUGGUGAUGUCCACGCUGACUUGGCUGGGUUUUGCUGUCCAUCGUGGAUGGACAAGAAGGACACCCUCUCCUUUCCAGUUAGCAAUCUGUUUCUCUGUGAAGUCUUGCUUCUUCUCUGUAGUUCCCUUCCUGCUGCCACAGUAAUAAUCCCACGGGAUGUACAAGUAAAGUAGCAGAACAGCAGCACAAGCACUGGCUUUCAGCUCCCAAGGAAGACCUCUCCAUCUGACAGUAAUGACUUCCCAGGACCCAGUCUCCUUACAAGCUCUACUACCCUACUGGGAGUAGAUGGGAUACUGAACCCAUCAGAGGAGAUUUCCCUGAUAUGGAUUGCUGAAAUACUUUUUAAGGAGGCUUGGAUAGAGAACGACAGAACAGUCAUACUCCUUGGAGGCAGCUUCAGAUAGGUCCUUCCAGUCUGCCUUUCCAGAAUCAUUUCCUGCUUGUGCUUACUCUUCACUGCGAGCCUUUUGUUCUCCUAAGCUCCCUCCUCUCCAAUAAAUGCAAGUUCUCCACAGCAAGCAAGGCUGGCCCAGCCAGUGCUGUAGGCUGUGCAUGCUGUUGCUAGGGGAAAAGAGAUGACAGUUGGGUGCUUCUAGUUAAUGGGCUUAACUGCUUAUUAAUUAUUAGAUGUGGGGAUAAGCCAGGCCAGGGUUUUUAAGAUACUCAGCUCUGUUAAUCAACUAUUUCUAGCAGCAGGCAGUGGCCUGGAGAGCCACAACCUUGAGGGACAUCCCCUCCAGACCUCUUGUGAUCCGAGCAUGCAGCUUGCAGCCCAACCCACAGUGUUCCUUGGGCAGGCAGAUCCUUUCAAAGUCCACAGUCUUAAAAAGUCCAUUCCUGGAUUUUGUUAACACAACUUUGCCUCAGAGCUGAUCUUGCCCAGAAGGCAACUGAAUACUCUUCGUACAUCAACUCUCCUUAGGAGAGGGUAGGAGACCCAAGUGUUUGUAACUGCACCAGACCAGGAGAAAAAUCAUGAUCCAGGAGCGACUGUGGCAGGUCCUAGACCCCUUAUGGGCUGACCCUCGCGUUCUCUCGGCCUUGUUUUGUGGUUCAGCUUCAGCCAUUGUGCUGCUGAAAUGGCUGGGUCGCAGGCGAAUCCAGCAGAAGAUGGAAGAAGCAAGAAGAACACGGGAUCUGGCUCUGGAGAGAAUGGAGAAGGCAGCUCGCAGGUUUAAGCAAGAGAACCCAGGCACCCAGACUGCACACAUCCUCUCACUGACCAUGGUGGAGCUGGCGGAGAAGCUGAAGGAGGGGUCCCUGUCCCCAGAAAGCGUUCUCUACUCCUAUAUAGGCAAAGCUCUGGAGGUGAAUCAGGAAGUGAACUGUGUAAUAGACUUCAUUCAUGGCUGUGAGGAUCAGCUCCAGAAACUGAAGAAACAGAAGGAGAAGGGGCUGCUCUAUGGCAUUCCUGUCAGCAUCAAGGACCACAUUGACUGCAAGGGUCAUGUCUCCACUGGUGGGAUGGUGAAGUUUCUGGGCCAAAUGAAGGAAGAAGACAGCGUCAUCGUCCAGGUUCUGAAGAGCCAGGGGGCAAUCCCCUUCGUGAAAACCAACAUCCCGCAGACAAUGAUAAACUAUGACUGCAGCAAUCUCAUUUUUGGCCAGACGCUGAACCCCCUCAACCACCAGAAGACCCCCGGGGGCUCCUCAGGAGGGGAAGGAGCUCUGAUUGCAGGGGGAGGCUCCCUCCUGGGCAUUGGCUCAGAUGUAGCUGGCAGCAUCCGCCUGCCAUCCAGCUUCUGUGGGCUAUGUGGGCUUAAACCCACAGGCUUCAGGAUCAGCAAAUUGGGUGUGAUUUCUCCUAUCGCAGGAAUGAGCUCAGUGAUAGGGAUGCUGGGGCCAAUAGCAAGGGAUGUGGACAGCCUGGCCCUCUGCAUGAAGGCGCUGCUCUGUGAGGAGAUGUUCCGUCUGGAUCCCACCGUGCCCCCCAUCCCCUUUGAUGAGGAGGUUUACACCAGUUCAAAGCCACUUCGGAUUGGAUAUUAUGAAGAAGAUGGCUACUUCCAACCCUCACCCAGUAUGAAACGGGCCGUCCAGCAGACCAGAAAGCUCCUGCAAGAAGCAGGACAUACAAUUGUUCCCUUUGCACCACCUAAGAUUGACUACAUGGUAGAUGAACUGUUUACCAGAGGGAUUUUCUCAGAUGGUGCUGCUCACAUGGUGGACUCUUUCAAAGGAGAUAUCGUGGAUCCUAAUCUGAAGUCCCAGUUCAAUACUUACAGGCUUCCUGCUUUGGUGAAGAGGAUCCUGGCUAUCAUUUUGAAGCCUAUUUACCCACGAAUUGCUCGGGAUCUCAGUGCUCUCUGUGGAGUGGGGUCUGCCAAAAACCUCUGGGAUCAGCAUAUAGCUGUGGCGGUUUACCGCACUGAAUUCAUUGCUAAAUGGAGGAAGCAAAAACUGGAUGUGAUUCUUUGUCCUGUACUUGGUCCAGCCUUUAACCAUGGCUACGCUGGGAAGCUAUUUGCUGCAACCUCCUAUACCAACUUGUACAAUGUCUUAAACUUCCCUGCUGGAGUGGUGCCAGUCAGCACAGUCACAAGAGCUGAUGAAGAAGAACUGAAGCAUUACCGAGGGCACUACGAGGAUCCUUGGGAUAAGAGACUGAAAGAGGCUGUGGAAGGAGCUGUGGGGCUGCCUGUGGCUGUGCAAUGUGUGGCUUUGCCAUGGCAGGAGGAGCUGUGCCUUCGGUUCAUGAAGGAGGUGGAGAACCUUUCCCGUGGCAUGAGGAGAAAUGCAUGAUUUCUCAGGAUCUGCUUUGCUUAUGUUGACCUUUAAUACCCUGCUUGUCACUCCGUCACCUUUUACUCAGUGUGCAACACAGAUAGCAAUCUGCAGACUCCAAAUUCCAUUUCAGUAAAAUGGCAAUAAAUGCUGCUUGAAAGCAGUUGGAAAAAUCUA